AUGUCUUUCUCAAAGAUUGCCGGUGUUGUCCUCGGCUCGGCCGCUCUGGUCGCCGGUCAUGGUUACGUGUCCGGUGCUGUGGUUGAUGGCACCUAUUACGGUGGAUAUCUCGUUACGCAGUACCCUUACACGAGCAGCCCUCCCGAGACCAUUGGUUGGUCCGAAACUGCUACCGACUUGGGUUUCGUUGACGGCUCUUCGUACGCCUCUUCGGACAUCAUCUGUCAUAAGGGUGCCAAGAAUGCUGCCAUCUCGGCUCCCGUCAAGGCAGGUGGCAGCGUCGAGCUGCAGUGGUCUGAGUGGCCCGAGUCUCACCACGGCCCUGUCAUCACCUACCUGGCCAACUGCAAUGGCGACUGCUCCUCCGUCGACAAGACCACUCUGAAGUUCUUCAAGAUCGACGAGGCUGGUCUCAUCGAUGACAGCAGCGUCCCUGGUACCUGGGCUUCCGACAACCUGAUCAGCAACAACAACAGCCGCACCAUCACUAUCCCCAGCACCAUCGAGGCCGGCAACUACGUCCUCCGUCAUGAGAUUAUCGCUCUGCACUCUGCCGGGAACACCGAUGGCGCCCAAAACUACCCCCAGUGUUUCAACCUGAAGGUCACCGGUGGCGGCAGCGACUCUCCAGCCGGAACCCUUGGUACCGCUCUGUACAAGGACACCGACCCCGGCAUCAAGGUCAACAUCUACCAGUCCCUGAGCUCCUACACCAUCCCCGGCCCGGCCCUGUACACCGGUGCCGCCUCUUCCUCAGGCUCAACCACCACCGCCGCCUCGGUUGCCGCUACCACGACUGCUGCUGCUAGCGAGACCACCACUGCCGCUUCAUCCACAGUGGCCUCCGUCGGAGUGAUCUCCAGCGCUUCCCCCGUUAGUGUCACCCCCAGUGCCACCCCCAUCCGGAGCCCUUCAUUCUCUAUCCCGCACUCCAACUCCACCCGUGUGUGCCGUCCCUCGUCGACCGGUCGUCGUCCAGGCCAUGGUCACAGCGCCGGUCCCACGGGCCGUCCCCAGCCCAGCGGCGGCGAGAACCAGGCCUCCACCGUCACCGACUAUGCCACUGCCACUGCCACUGCCACUGCUACAGCUCAGCUUACUGACUCGCCUAAUGUCCAGACUCCUAGCGCUGAUGACACCGUGACCGUCACCGCCAGUGCUGGAGGCCAGUCCGCCGCCAGCUCCACCCCUGCCGCCGGUAGCUCGGACUCUUCCUCUUCCUCGGGCUCCUCUAGCUCCGGUUCCACCUCUACUGGCUCGAGCUCUGGCUCCUCGUCUUCGGGCUCCUCCACCUCCGCGUCUAGCUCUUACAACUCCAGCGACUGGUCUUCCUACCUGAGCUCCCUGAGCGCCGAGCAGUUCCUCAACAUGCUCCGCCAGACCCUCAAGUGGCUCGUCAGCGACAAGAAGGUGCACGCGCGUGACCUGACCGUCUAA
Molecule: messenger RNA, 1437 nt
Organism: Penicillium subrubescens
Lineage: Eukaryota; Fungi; Ascomycota; Eurotiomycetes; Eurotiales; Aspergillaceae
Product: AA9 family lytic polysaccharide monooxygenase
Exons: 1
Coding region: 1-1437 (478 amino acids)
Source: RefSeq, a predicted model, not a curated record